Molecule: messenger RNA, 1597 nt
Organism: Lagopus muta (rock ptarmigan)
Lineage: Eukaryota; Metazoa; Chordata; Aves; Galliformes; Phasianidae
Gene: ANKRD49
Product: ankyrin repeat domain 49
Exons: 3
Coding region: 122-853 (243 amino acids)
Molecular function (GO): protein binding
Source: RefSeq, a predicted model, not a curated record
GGAGCGACGGGCCGGAAGGGCUCGAUGUGCAGGUGAAUGGGCGCGCCCCGGCGGCAGCACCGCCCCGCAGGAAAAGCCCCGCCUCUGGAGCGGCGUUCCCGGUCAUCGAUGCCAACCGAAAAUGAGCAAAGGCAAACGUGCUGCUGAGAAGGACGCUGAUGAGAGGGAUGAUGACAGCGAUGAGUUUGCAGAGUUUACAGAGAGCUUUAACCAACUCGAGCUGCUGGAAACGCACCGGCAUUUGAUUCCUAUAGGAACUCAGAGUGGUUGGUCGGGGCAGUCUGACGAUGAAGACGAUGAACAAGAAAGAAGUGAGGAAUGGUAUGAGAUGCAAGAAAAAAAAAUGGAGAAAAAUCCAGAGAAAUUAAUACUGUGGGCAGCUGAAAACAAUCGGCUGACUACAGUGAGGAGGCUCCUUUCCGAAAAGCUGGCUCCCGUUAACGCUCGCGAUGAAGAUCAAUACACUCCUCUCCAUCGAGCUUCCUACAGUGGGCACUUGGACAUGGCCCGAGAGUUGGUUGCCCAGGGGGCAGAUAUUCACGCACAAACAGUGGAUGGGUGGACGCCCCUGCACAGUGCGUGCAAGUGGAACAAUACAGAAGUGGCUGCGUUCUUACUUCAGCAGGGUGCAGACAUCAACGCUCAGACAAAUGGGUUGUUGACACCUUUACAUAUUGCUGCAGGAAACAAAAACAGUAGGGAAACCCUUGAACUUCUGCUGAUGAAUCGCUACAUAAAAGCAGACCUGAAAAAUAACUUGGAUGAAACUGCCCUUGACAUUGCUAGGAGGACCGAUAUAUACCACUACCUUUUUGAAAUAGUAGAAGACUGCAUAAAUGCUGUGUCCCCCUAAACGCUGUGAAUGUGAGUUUUACUGCCUCUUGUUUGUCACACAGCAUCUGUGUGCUUGGUCUGUCCCUUUGCAUCAAGGUUGUCAUUUAAUAAGAUACUGAAAUAUUCUUAUCAGUGAAAAUCUCACCUUCUGCAAUUCAGCUCAGUGCUUUCCCUCAUACUUUGAAGUGCCAUUACUGUUAUCAGGGUAUUCAGAAAGCUUUAAUGAAUUCCGUAAUUUCAGUGAUUCUGUGCUCAGUAAGUGCAAAUUUGGAGGGAUGUUUGGUCCAAAACAUUAAUGUCAGAACAAGAGGGAAAACUGGACUACGUAUGUUACGUGAAAUUCAGGUUGGGUUAUGCAGUUUAUUACAGCUCACUAGAAAAUUAUUUUUGAGGAACUUUUUAAAAACUGCAUGGAAGCUCUGAAUGGAUAUAAUUUACUUGGGUGAUUUUCAAAAUGCUUAGUGAUCUGGUGUAAGGCCUAUUAUAAAAUAAAACACUUAACCCUAAAUAUUUUAUUGUCAUAUCUUUAAUUGAAAGCUCAGUAGCCAAUGAAAUUGCCUGUUCAUAAAUCAAAUGAACUAUUCUUAGGAACAACCGAAGUCCUGUAGUACCUGAUGGCUAGUUCUUGGUAGCCAAAUCUAAUCUGCCACAUCUGAACUGGGCUUCCAGGUCUGACAGAGGUCUUACUGCCAUGAUUUAACCAAAGUGAACAUGGUUUGUUUAAGACCAUUAGUGUGCACUUAAGCACAGUUUUUCUCCACAA